Messenger RNA from Leopardus geoffroyi (Geoffroy's cat), 5509 nucleotides. RefSeq names its product meiosis regulator for oocyte development (gene MIOS). Gene Ontology annotation, cellular component: cytoplasm. The record is from RefSeq and is a predicted model, not a curated record. Gene Ontology annotation, molecular function: protein binding. Gene Ontology annotation, biological process: cellular response to amino acid starvation; positive regulation of TORC1 signaling. Lineage: Eukaryota; Metazoa; Chordata; Mammalia; Carnivora; Felidae. Bases 917 to 3544 code for a protein of 875 amino acids. The transcript has 11 exons.
ACUAUCCUUCCGAGGCCGAGGCACGUCCGCGUGUGCCGGAGGCGCGGUGGUGGGGUCGUGGGUCCCAGCCGGGUGGCCUAGGUUACUGACCGCGCCGCCGCGGCCGCCAUCUUGCCCGCGCCCGGACUCCCGCGGCGGGAGGGGCGGUGACCAAGCCGGAAGUGGCUGUGCGGUGGCCGCGCUGCCUCAUCAGGUCAGUGAGCGCGGCUCGGGCCGCGCGUCUCAGCACCUCCGACGGAGGCCCUGGUAGUGGGCUUGGGAGUGCCGGGGCCGCCGCGAGGGGCCCGGGAAAGCCCCGUUGAAAGGCCCGGGCGGGGGCGGACCCGGGGCCAUCUCGGAGCCGAGGCGCAGGGCGUCGCGUUCCGCGCUGCGGGAUAACCGCGCCGGGCGGCCGGCAGGGCCUAGUUGGGAGCCUCGGAGCUGCAGGAGGCCUCGGGGCGCGCUCGGACCUCGUCGGGGACGCUGGGGCCGAGCUGCGGUCAGCCGCGCGGCGAGUUCGUGCGGAACCGCGUCCUCGCGUUGGACGGGCUGCUCAGCCAGGUGUCUAGAGCGUGGGAGUGGCCCUCAGAUUCCUGAUUUACCCGGAAUAGCAAGAGCCUCGCUUUGGCUGUACUUUAUUAAAUACUUCCUAAAGGGCCUGUCACCCGGUUGGUUAGCUGUGUUCUGUGCUUGUAUGAGUAGUGAAAAUUCCGUAAGAGGAUGAAUAAAGCCUUCACGUGUGCCACGAGCAGUGCUAAAAUGAUUUGCAGAUGCCUGCAUUACAGGCCCUUUGUAUAACUGUAUUUUAAGGGAAAUUUGUGUAGUGCAUCUCCUUGAAGAUGGUGAGGGUGAAAACUUCCUGAAACUGCUGCUGUUGUUAUUUGUUACGAUUUUCAGUGAAUGGACCUGACUGGACUACUUGAGCACAUCACUAAACAUGAGCGGUACCAAACCUGAUAUAUUGUGGGCACCACACCAAGUUGAUAGAUUUGUUGUGUGUGACUCAGAACUGAGCCUGUAUCACGUGGAAUCUACUGUGAAUUCAGAACUCAAAGCUGGAUCUUUACGUUUAUCCGAAGACUCUGCAGCUACAUUACUAUCAAUAAAUUCAGAUACACCAUAUAUGAAAUGUGUUGCCUGGUAUCUCAAUUAUGAUCCUGAAUGCCUCCUAGCAGUUGGACAAGCAAAUGGUCGAGUUGUACUUACAAGUCUUGGUCAGGAUCAUAACUCAAAAUUCAAAGAUUUGAUAGGAAAAGAAUUUGUCCCAAAACAUGCCCGACAAUGCAAUACGCUUGCAUGGAAUCCAUUGGAUAGUAACUGGCUUGCUGCUGGGCUAGAUAAACAUAGAGCUGAUUUUUCGGUGCUGAUUUGGGAUAUUUGCAGCAAAUAUACACCUGACAUAGUUCCCAUGGAGAAAGUGAGACUUUCAGCAGGUGAAACUGAAACAACAUUAUUGGUAACAAAACCUCUUUAUGAAUUGGGACAGAAUGAUGCUUGUCUGUCUCUUUGUUGGCUUCCACGAGACCAGAAACUUCUCCUUGCUGGUAUGCAUCGUAACCUAGCCAUAUUUGAUCUUCGGAAUACGAGCCAAAAGAUGUUUGUAAAUACAAAAGCUGUUCAGGGGGUGACAGUAGACCCAUACUUCCACGAUCGUGUUGCUUCCUUCUAUGAAGGUCAGGUUGCAAUAUGGGAUCUAAGGAAAUUUGAGAAGCCAGUUUUGACUUUGACUGAGCAGCCAAAGCCCUUAACAAAAGUAGCAUGGUGUCCAACUAGGACUGGUCUGCUUGCCACUUUGACAAGGGAUAGUAAUAUUAUUAGAUUAUAUGAUAUGCAGCACACACCCACUCCCAUUGGAGAUGAAACUGAGCCCACAAUAAUUGAAAGAAGUGUGCAACCUUGUGACAAUUACAUUGCUUCCUUUGCUUGGCAUCCAACAAGUCAAAAUCGAAUGAUAGUUGUAACUCCCAACCGAACAAUGUCUGAUUUCACUGUUUUUGAAAGGAUAUCUCUUGCCUGGAGCCCAAUAACAUCUUUAAUGUGGGCUUGUGGUCGUCAUUUGUAUGAAUGUGCAGAAGAAGAAAAUGAUAAUUCUUUAGAAAAAGAUAUAGCAACGAAGAUGCGCCUUCGGGCUUUAUCCAGGUAUGGACUUGAUACAGAACAGGUGUGGAGAAACCAUAUUUUAGCUGGAAAUGAAGAUCCACAGCUCAAGUCACUCUGGUAUACUCUGCACUUUAUGAAGCAGUAUACAGAAGAUAUGGAUCAGAAAUCUCCAGGAAACAAAGGAUCAUUGGUUUAUGCAGGAAUUAAAUCAAUUGUAAAAUCCUCUUUGGGAAUGGUGGAAAGUAGCAGACAUAAUUGGAGCGGUUUGGAUAAGCAAACUGAUACUCAGAAUUUAAAUGAAGAGAGAAUUUUAGCUUUACAGCUUUGCGGGUGGAUAAAGAAAGGAACGGAUGUAGAUGUGGGGCCAUUUUUGAACUCCCUUGUACAAGAAGGGGAAUGGGAGAGAGCUGCUGCUGUGGCAUUGUUCAACUUGGAUAUUCGACGAGCAAUCCAAAUCCUGAAUGAAGGAGCAUCUUCAGAAAAAGGCGACCUGAAUCUCAAUGUGGUAGCAAUGGCUUUAUCGGGUUACACAGAUGAGAAAAACUCCCUUUGGAGAGAAAUGUGCAGCACUCUACGACUACAGUUAAAUAACCCAUAUCUGUGUGUCAUGUUUGCAUUUCUGACAAGUGAAACAGGAUCUUAUGAUGGAGUAUUGUAUGAAAACAAAGUUGCUGUACGUGACAGAGUGGCAUUUGCUUGUAAAUUCCUUAGCGAUAGUCAGUUAAAUAGGUAUAUUGAAAAGUUGACCAACGAAAUGAAAGAGGCUGGAAAUUUGGAAGGAAUACUGCUUACAGGCCUUACUAAAGAUGGAGUGGACUUAAUGGAGAGUUAUGUCGAUAGAACUGGAGAUGUCCAAACAGCAAGUUACUGCAUGUUACAGGGUUCUCCUUUAGAUGUUCUUAAAGAUGAAAGAGUCCAGUACUGGAUUGAGAAUUAUAGAAAUUUAUUAGAUGCCUGGAGGUUUUGGCACAAACGAGCUGAGUUUGAUAUUCACAGGAGUAAGUUGGAUCCCAGUUCUAAACCUUUAGCACAGGUGUUUGUGAGUUGCAAUUUCUGUGGCAAGUCGAUCUCCUACAGCUGUUCAACUGUGCCUCAUCAGGGCAGAGGUUUUAGUCAGUACGGUGUCAGCGGUUCACCAACAAAAUCUAAAGUCACAAGCUGCCCUGGCUGUCGAAAACCCCUUCCUCGAUGUGCGCUUUGCCUCAUUAAUAUGGGAACACCUGUUUCUAGCUGUCCUGGAGGAUCCAAAUCAGAUGAAAAAGUAGACUUGAGCAAGGAUAAAAAAUUAGCUCAAUUUAACAACUGGUUCACAUGGUGUCACAAUUGCAGGCAUGGUGGACAUGCUGGCCAUAUGCUUAGUUGGUUCAGGGACCAUGCAGAGUGUCCCGUUUCUGCAUGCACAUGUAAAUGUAUGCAGUUGGAUACAACAGGAAAUCUGGUACCUGCAGAGACUGUCCAGCCAUAAAAUGUUACCAUCUAAAGAGAAACCUUCAAGUGUGGAGCUUUCUAAUCGAUGUCCUUCAUAGCUCAAAAACGUACCUCAGAACAAGUCACUCGUGACUUUCCUGUAAUGGGAAAAUAAAUCAUUCUAUCAAAUCAGCAAUUUGAUGUUUGAGUGAUUUUGAUGUGCUUCACAGAGACAAACGCUGCUCAAGUGAACAGAGUGUGGGCAUGAAUUCUGUUCAGUAGGUUGAAAAAGUUCAUUGUGGAAGAGUUUUAUAGGGUUUGUCAAAAUUAUGAACACUUUGCAAGCAGAGUUUUUGGAAUAACCAAGAACAGACUUUGAACCUGUAUCUUCUAUGCUGAGAUUGGAUCUGUAUAUCUUUUAAAAUAGAAUAAAGUGACCAAUUUUUACCUUUAGAACUGGAGAGCCCUUACUCCACACUGGAGAAUAAAUUUCAUCAAGGUAUGGUUGGUAUAUAUGUUUUAAAGAGUCCAUUCCCUCGUACACUUUCAUUUCAAGAUAAGAAAUCUUCUGGCACAGAUCAUUAUUGUCUUCCUAAGAAAAGCCAGAAUUGAAAAUGCAUCUUACAACUUUUUCUCCUCUGAAGAGAAAAAUAUGUACCAUUUCAGGGGAACAUGUUCUGAAAUUUUCAGUUUUUCAGCCUUUUGUUUUCCAGUGUUCUCAUUUGUCUUCAAAGAUCCUCUCCAUGUUAAUUCAUCAUCUUAUGCCCAUGAUCUGCAAACAUUUUGCUGAACACAAAGUCUAUGCAAGAUUAUUAUAUGUGACCAACCAUUCAGCUUCACCUACUUCAGUAUGUCCUACUGUCAAAUCCCUCCUAUUUUGGAAUACCCGGUUUUUUCUAAGGUUGUGGAAAGCAGAGUCACUUUGGAGAUGAUUAUACUUUAAAUGUAAGUUUCUAAAAGUAUAUUUGGGCAAAUUCAGGAGCUUUAUUUAAAAAUUUUAUUCUUUCCCUUUUCAUAGCUAGAUAGUUGGGAGAGAAAUAGCAAAGGGUUUGUAGCAUGCUUCUCUGUUAUCUGACUUACGCAGAGUAUUGAACUGAAUUUCGUAGUUGAAGUUGUAUUCAUAGAUAAAAUAAGCAUAAAUCUUAAUUAUUAUAUAGAUUUUGGAGAAAAAUAUCUUAAGCUAAAGAAUUUUCAGAGCUUUCAUGCUAGCAGUUUUACUUGAUAGAAUUAAUAUAUUUAUUUUGAGGUGUGACCUAAAUACUGAACAAAAGUGGAUUCAAUUUAUUUUUUACUUUGAGAUCUGAUACAAAAGACCCUUUUUAGGGAAAAUAUUGUAUAUCUAUUGCAUAUCUACUGUAAACAUCUCACCUAGAUGACAGUCUUCUUUUAAAUUGAAAGAAUAUAUAUAUAUAUAUAUAUAUAUUUUUUUUUUUUUCCAAAGAUUUCUAUAAAGGGGACUUUUUCCAGUCUUCUUCUAAGUAAAUCUUCCUGACUUUAUUUUACUUAAAUGUAACCUUUAUCUUUACCUUUAAAAUUGCUUCAGUUGAAGUGUUCCUUUCAAAUUUACUAUGCCAAAUCAGCUUAAAGUAAUGUCAAACUAUCGUAAUACAUUUUCAUUUCUCCUUAACUAAAGUUAAGAUAGAAUUACUGAACUUAUAUUUAUAAUCGGGUUAUACCUAAAAUGUUUAUAAUUUUGGGAAGUACAGUAUAAUAAAACAAAAUCUAGUAUAUAAAUCUGCUUGUAAUCAUAUAGGAUGACAUUUUUAAGAUUCCUUAUGCCUGUGUCAGUCUCCUGAUAUUUUCUCUGAAGCCCAAAUAUUCAUAUGUCUAUUAUAUUUGUUUUGCAUUUCAAUGUAUGUGGACCAUGAAAAUAGAUUCAAAUUAUUUUUCCAUUUUUAUUCUUAGUCACUGGUGUUUGGGAUUAUAAACUCAAGGUAUUUUACCUAAACAUGUUCAAUAGAAGUGUUUAAUAAAAAUGUUUUUAUUACUUUUUAAAAAAUUGAAUAAAUUUGGGUUGAAGUCA